AUGGCUUUUCCUCAGAAAAAACGAACACCUUCUUUCUCUUCCUCUAUUCUUGAUUCUAUUUAUCGUUCUAUCGAUGAAUCAGACGGUCUUCAAAGUGACCUAAGAGGAGGAACCAUCAAUAGCAACAACGACGAAAAUGUAUCUUCAUCAUCAUCAACAUCAUCACCAUCACCAACCAAAAAAGAUGAUAAGCUCACAACUCUUCGAAGAGCAAUCAUGGAUGAAGAACACUGGCUUUACCCCAGAAGUAGCACCACAACCACCAACACCUCUGAUUCCUCUGCCUUUUCAUCUUCUGAGGCAGAAUCAUAUCGAACAAAACGAAGAUCGAGUAAGUUUGUGGAGCAAGUAAAUAAAUCAGGUGAUGAUAAAAAGGUGAAAGCCGUGAAGAUGCAUGAGGAGCUAAAGAGAUCAAAGCAGCCUUUGUCUCCUGGAGCUCGUCUUACUAGUUUCCUCAACUCGAUCUUCCAAUCAAACGCCAAGAAAGUGAAGCUUUGUUCUGUCGGUAAGACCACCGACGUGAAGUCUUCUUCUCCAAGAUCUUGCUUCAGUCGAACAAAACAUAAAACCAACAGCAACAACAACUGCUGCAAGAAGUUGGAAAGGUCCAUCAGAUUCUAUCCCGUUAGAGUAACCAUUGAUGGAGACUGCAGAGACUAUACUCAAAAACCGAUCUCAGAACGUACUGCUAAGAAGAGUAUCGAAAGAGUAGUGACAUCGCUGAAAGAAGAUAUUAAGACCAAAGUUCAUCAAACUGAGUUGACUUGUGUCACAAGAAAGAUAGGUUUGAAGGAUUAUGUGACAAGUAACAGAGACGAAGGUAACGAAGAUGAGGAUGAUGUUUGGAGCUACUCAAGUUCGGAUCUGUUCGAGCUCGAUAGUUACAGGAUCGGUAUGGGACGGUACUUAAAAGAGCUUCCGGUUUAUGAAACUACUGAUUUCAAGACUAAUCAAGCUAUUGCUAGAGGCUUGCUUUUGUAAUCUCUUAUCACUUUUUUUUUUUGUUAUUUAUCACUGAAAUCAAU
Capsella rubella is the source of this 1025-nucleotide messenger RNA. RefSeq names its product protein BIG GRAIN 1-like C. The transcript has a single exon. The record is from RefSeq and is a predicted model, not a curated record. Gene Ontology annotation, biological process: auxin-activated signaling pathway. NCBI's taxonomy places the organism in Eukaryota, Viridiplantae, Streptophyta, Magnoliopsida, Brassicales, Brassicaceae. Bases 1 to 981 code for a protein of 326 amino acids.